Saxophila tyrrhenica is the source of this 1503-nucleotide messenger RNA. RefSeq lists its product as uncharacterized. The transcript has 6 exons. Bases 1 to 1503 code for a protein of 500 amino acids. NCBI's taxonomy places the organism in Eukaryota, Fungi, Ascomycota, Dothideomycetes, Mycosphaerellales, Extremaceae. Gene Ontology annotation, cellular component: cytoplasm. Gene Ontology annotation, molecular function: succinate-semialdehyde dehydrogenase (NAD+) activity. Gene Ontology annotation, biological process: GABA catabolic process. The record is from RefSeq and is a predicted model, not a curated record.
AUGGCUCAGAAUCUCCCUUUCAAGAUGAACAACCCGGACCUGUUCCGCGACAAAUCCCUCAUCGGCGGCGAAUGGAAAGAAGCCUCCUCCGGCAAGCGCUUCGACGUCUACGACCCCGGCAGCAACAAAGUCUGGGCCACCGCGCCCGACAACACCGCCGAAGACACCGAUGCCGCGGUCAAAGCCUCCUACGAAGCCUUCCAGUCUUUCCGAAAGACCAACCCAAAGCAGCGCGCACAGUGGCUGUUGAAAUGGGACCAGCUGAUCAGGGACAACCGCGACGAUCUGGCGAAGAUUGUGACGUACGAGUGCGGGAAGCCGAUUGCUGAGAGCCAGGGGGAGCUGGACUAUGCGCUGGGGUUUACGUGGUGGUUUGCGGGCGAGGCGGAGCGGGUGAUGGGGACGGUGCAGACGCCGAGUGCGCCGAAUCGGAGGGUGUUUACUAUCAAGCAGCCCAUUGGGGUUGCGGUGGCGCUGGUGCCGUGGAAUUUCCCGAUUGCCAUGAUCUUGCGGAAGGCUGGUGCUGCGCUCGCGGCUGGCUGCACGAUGGUGGUCAAGCCAUCUCCAGAGACGCCUUUCUCCGUCCUCGCGCUGGCAUAUCUGGCAGAGCAAGCCGGGUUUCCGAAGGGUGUCUUCAGCGCCCUGACAACGUCUCUCGAGAAUACGCCAGCGCUCAGUGAGGCUCUUUGCCGGCAUCCGCUCGUCAAGAAAGUCACCUUCACUGGUAGCACGCGCGUUGGCAAGCUGGUUGCGAAGCAUUGCUCGGAUGGUCUCAAAAAAGUGACGCUUGAGCUUGGUGGCAACUGCCCAUUCCUGGUCUUUGACGAUGCAGAUCUGGAUCAGGCCGCAACUCAACUCAUGGCCCUCAAAUACCGCCACGCCGGCCAAGCCUGCAUCACCGCCAACCGCGUCUUCGUCCAAAAAGGCGUGUACGACAAAUUCGCAAAGAUCCUCGCAGAAAAGGCCGGCGCACUCAAAGUGGGCCACGGCGCGACUGAAGGCGUGACAAUGGGUCCAGUGACCACUCCUCGGAGCUUGGACAAGGCAGAAGCGCACAUCGCAGAUGCAAAGAAGCUGGGAGGCCAAAUCGUGCUCGGCGGCAACAAGCUGCACGGCACGAAAGGGUACGAUGGAUACUUCUUCGAGCCGACGCUCAUCACGGGUGCGAAGAAGGAGAUGAUGAUCUCGUCUGAAGAGCAGUUCUCGCCUAUCCUGGCGUUGUUCGAGUUCGAUACCGAAGAGGAGGCGGUGCAGAAGGCGAAUGAUACUUCGAUGGGUCUUGCUAGCUACUUCUUCACCAAGAACAUCGACCGCACAUGGCGAUUGCUGGAAAACCUCGAGGCCGGCAUGAUCGGCAUGAACACCGGCAACUCUUCUGCGGCCGAGACGCCGUUCGGCGGUAUCAAGGAGUCUGGAUAUGGCAAGGAGUCGGGCAAGGACGUUGCGGUGAACGAGUAUUUGGUCACCAAGACUGGUACCUUGACUCUCAGUGGGCAGUACUAG